Notolabrus celidotus (New Zealand spotty) is the source of this 2052-nucleotide messenger RNA. It is a transcript of the gene dmrt2a, whose product is annotated as doublesex and mab-3 related transcription factor 2a. The transcript has 4 exons. The record is from RefSeq and is a predicted model, not a curated record. NCBI's taxonomy places the organism in Eukaryota, Metazoa, Chordata, Actinopteri, Labriformes, Labridae. Gene Ontology annotation, cellular component: nucleus. Gene Ontology annotation, biological process: sex differentiation; regulation of transcription by RNA polymerase II. Gene Ontology annotation, molecular function: RNA polymerase II cis-regulatory region sequence-specific DNA binding; DNA-binding transcription factor activity, RNA polymerase II-specific. Bases 259 to 1839 code for a protein of 526 amino acids.
GCUUCAUGUGUCUGAUUCAGAAGAAACCUGGAUCCGAACUGAGUGUGACACUUCAUUCAUACACUCAGUUAACACGUAAUUACAAGCCUGCUCUGGAUUCUGGACUCUGGACUCUGGACCUGUUCUGCUGUUUUUGUGUGUGAUUUAUCAAAGACGAGUUUAACACUGCUCCACAAACCCCGGAGCAGACUGCUGAAACCACUUCUGGAGGUAUAAGAAGGUGUAGCUUCACACAGCAGGAGGAGGACGAGGUCAGACAUGUCAGACAUCGCCGGUUGCGAGUUUGAAAUCGACGUGGAGAGUCUGGAGACCGAGAGCGAUGAUCCGGCAGAGUCCUCCAGCCGGCCCGGGUCUGUGCCGCUCGGCACUGCCGCCUCAGAGGACGAUGGCGACGGGGGGAAGAGCGACGACAAGCCGGCACCCAGCGGCCUGUGUACGGGGGACCAGAGGAAGCUGAGUCGGACACCGAAGUGCGCCCGCUGCAGAAACCACGGCGUGGUGUCCUGCCUGAAGGGACACAAGCGCUUCUGCCGCUGGAGGGACUGCCAGUGCGCAAACUGUCUGCUGGUGGUGGAGCGGCAGCGCGUCAUGGCAGCGCAGGUGGCCCUGAGGAGGCAGCAAGCCACGGAGGAUAAGAAAGGAAUAUCUGGGAAACACAUUCCAGCAGAGAGGAGGGCGCUAUAUCAGCGACACAUUCGACCAUCUACCAUGCUCGCGAAAAGCAUCCUCGAAGGAUACCGUCCGGUGCAGUCUGAUCCGUUCCUGGCGGCCAACUCAUCCCUUCCCCCUCCGCUGAGCGACCGCAUGAGGAAGAGGAGGGCCUUCGCCGACAAAGAGCUGGAAACCAUCAUGCUGGAGCGCGAGUACAAAGAACGCGAGCUGCUUGAGAACAGCCAGGCAGCCACAGCUUCCCUACUCUUUCCCAACAACAUGGUCCACCACGCCGCCGAGUACAACUCCUAUAAAACAGCUUACUCACCUGCAGCUCAGGCCGAGCCACAGCCUAAAGAGCUGUGCAACUUCCUGGGCCCAAACUGCCUGGAUCUGUCCAUGCAGUACCCGGCUGGGUCCGCCAACGUGGAGCUCAUUGCCUCCAAUGUCAGCGUAGCCACCACCUACCGCCACUACCCGCUGCAGCCAUCACGAGGCAGCUUCAUGAUGUGGCCCCGCGGUGCAGCGAACCUGGGGGAUGCCCUGCUCUACCAGCAGUGUCUGUUUAACGCCACAGCGGUGCAGAACAGGAAGCCAGCGGCCGUGUGGGAGCCCAAAGCAAUGCCAGCAGAGAGCCAGCCGCCAGAGCAGGAGCCUGCAGCUGCUCUCACUGCGAGACUGGAGGGAUCCCGAGUUGCAGCACAGCAGGACUCCUCAGACCCUCAACGGGCUGAUCCCAAACCUCCUGUUGUCUCUCAAGGGGGGCAGAGAGAGUGCUCGGCCUUUUCUCCACCUAAGAGGAGCUUUGGACAAUCCUUCCCCAACAACGCUCAUUCCCACAACUCCAGCCAAGUCCUGAACAAGCUGAGCAAGGACAGCGCUAAGCUCUCCAUGAAACUCAACUCCUUUCACUCCCUCAUCCAGCACUCGCUGAGUGAAAAAACAAGCAGCGGGGCCGGGCCAGAGCUCAGGGCGCCGUAUUGCAAAGAGCUCUUAGAGGAGGCCGCACGAAAGUUCAGGGAGGGCUCCAGUAAGGACAUUCAGGCUGUGAAAAUGAGCGACAGGUACGCUAAAGACUUUCUGUCCAAACCUGUGGGGACCAAGAUGGCAUCCACCGAGUCUUUGUCUUUCUCUGUGGAGGCCAUACUGAAGAGACCGGCACCUGCCAUGAGUCGAGCAUUCCAUUAACUUCCACUUAGACCUUGCACUAAAAACAUUGUAGUUUGACGGCAUCUCAUUUUGUGGUUUCGGGGUCAAUCAGAAUCUUAAAGACACAGGCACUGCAUCAGAACGUAGACCAGCUAGAAACCUGUUUGUAAUAUUUAUGUACAGUAUAUUGUAUUUCACAUGUGCAUGUUUGAUAACUUUAUUAUGUAGAGUAUUUAAACAUUAUCCCAAUGA